CUUUUAAUUAUCCAAUUCUUGUCUACUGUACGAUACCUCUUUUUGUCCAACUUCAUUUCCCAUACUACUCAUAAUGUCUGCUGCGGACGUGCGUUUUAAGCUCAACACUGGUGCGGAGAUCCCGGCGCUGGGACUUGGAACAUGGCAAUCCAAGGCCGGUGAGGUCGAGAGGGCUGUGAGCCAUGCUAUCUCUGUGGGAUACCGUCACAUCGACGGUGCCUUUUGCUACCAGAACGAACAGGAGGUCGGCGCUGGAAUCAAAGAGGCACUGGCGUCUGGCAAAGUCAAGCGCGAGGACCUUUUUGUGACCACAAAGCUCUGGUGCUCCUACCACACUCGGGUCGAAGAGGCUGUGGAUCUCAGUCUUAAGAACCUGGGAUUGGACUACGUCGACCUCUACCUGAUGCACUGGCCCUUGGCCAUGAACGCAAAUGGCAACCACCCUCUUUUCCCUAAGCUCGCCGAUGGCUCCCGAGACAUUGACCACUCCCGCUCUCACAUCGACACCUGGAAAGACAUGGAGAAGCUCCCUGCAACCGGCAAGGUCAGGGCAAUUGGUGUCUCCAACUACAGUGUCAAGUACUUUGAGGAGCUUCUGCCUCAUGUCACCGUGGUGCCAGCCGUCAACCAGAUCGAGAACCACCCAUCCCUCCCACAACAGGAGAUUGUCGACUUCUGCAAGGAGAAGGGCAUUCACAUCACUGCCUACAGCCCUCUGGGUAGCACCGGAAGCCCACUUUUCACCGCAGAGCCCAUUGUCGAGGUUGCAAAGAAGAGAGGUGUGAGCCCGGCAUCAGUUCUGUUGAGCUGGCACAUUGCCCGUGGCUCAUCCGUCCUCGGCAAGUCUGUGACACCCUCUCGUAUCGAAGAUAACCGCAACAGCCUGAUCAAGCUCGACGAAUCGGACAUGGCUACUAUCGCAAAGUACACCGAUGGCCUUGCUGCUACCAAUAGCUUCCAGCGAUUCGUUUACCCGCCAUUCGGUGUAAACUUUGGAUUCCCCGACAAGCAAUAAGCUGGAUACCACACCUCUAUGUGUUUGAUUAGCUGCUUUUUGAUAUGAUCAUUGUUCAGGAACCCUUACGGGUCAUCUUUUUCUUCAGAUAGACAGCGUUGGACGAUGGGACAUUUACACUUGGGACUCACGAUUGGGGGGAAAACUCGAUAUUUGUAAAUGACUUGAAGAGCAAGACACGAAUAUAGAUGAUAGCUUACGAAUGGAAAAAUAUAUAUAUAUAUAUAUAUACCAGAGUGUCAAAAUAAAAUCCAUCGCAUGAAAG
Aspergillus wentii DTO 134E9 is the source of this 1280-nucleotide messenger RNA. Its product is annotated as putative glycerol dehydrogenase. The coding region runs from base 74 to 1015 and encodes 313 amino acids. The record is from RefSeq and is a predicted model, not a curated record. Gene Ontology annotation, cellular component: cytosol. Lineage: Eukaryota; Fungi; Ascomycota; Eurotiomycetes; Eurotiales; Aspergillaceae. Gene Ontology annotation, molecular function: aldose reductase (NADPH) activity. The transcript is spliced from 4 exons.